UUACCUGCCUACGUUUCUACAUGUUUUUUUCUAGCCUGCUUGGAGUGCUCCGAAAACUGAAAUACUUUAUAAACAUGUCACAGUUACUACACUGCUGUGACAUGCUUUCUUAAGUAUCUCUGAUGCAUAUUGGGCAGACAGAUGAAUGGCCAGGCUUCUGAACGUCCACAGGGAUCUCCCACUACCACAGGAUGUAGGUAGUAAAGUUGCCAUGGUAACGGGAGAUUAUCUGUACUACCACUAUGGCUGUGAUGGCAUUGAUGACAGGGGUUGGGGAUGUGGGUACCGGACCCUACAGACACUUUGUUCAUGGGUGAGAUUCCGCAAACUGAAGCUCAACCAAGACAGCCGACAGACGGAACCGAGUUUGCGUGAGGUUCAGGAAGCCCUUGUUGCCAUGGGUGACAAGAAGCCAUCCCUGAUUGGCUCUAAGGAGUGGAUCGGCUCAUACGAAGUCUGCAUCUGCAUUGACCAUUUUUAUGAUGUUCCCUGCAAGAUUCUGCACGUCAACAGCGGUACUGAGCUAAUUGAUAAAAUCCCUGAUUUGUUACAACACUUUCAAGAAGUAGGAUCCCCCGUUAUGAUGGGUGGUGACACUGAUGCAUCCUCCAAAGGCAUUGUAGGUAUCUGCAUCGGCCAGCAACAAACCUGUCUAUUAGUUCUGGAUCCACAUUUCUAUGGGGACCCAACUUUUGACACUCUCACAAGUUCAUCCUAUUUAUUGUGGAAACCACUCGACUCGUUCAUGGAGAACUCCUUCUACAACCUAUGCCUACCGAUAGUAAAGAAAGCUAGGUGACCAGAUGUCCUUUUCAUCACCACGGCUUGCUGUGUUACCAACUUUGAAGGUCAUUCAGCAGUGCCUAAGGGAGAAAUAUCCCAGUGUCUGAAUAUCUGUGCUCACCAGCAAUUAACAGGCAAUGAUGAACUGCCCUCAGGAUGAGAUGGUAAUGCCUCCACAGCAGGUUGUCCUGUUGAGUUUACAGGAAGGAAUGACAAAACUUUCUCAGUAAAUUCUCAGGAAGUUUUCCUUCACAUCAACUUGUCAUGUCAAUCUCCAAAGAAUAGGAAUCUAUUUUGAAGUGCCGUCUCCCGGUUGUCGGAAUUUACCAGGAAAGGGUCAAAGAUCCCUCUCACAGCAUCCAGACAGGACGCAAAUGUACAAUAUUUUGAUGCAGUUGAUCAAGUGCAUUUCACUGCAGUGCAGUCCAGUGGCUUGUAUAUGAGACUGAUCAAUAGCCACACUCUGUGCAUUAUUUCUAAUUCUGAUUGUUACUACGCCCUGCACCUGUUCCUGAAACAAUGGCCAUCACCUUUAUAAUAGACGUUACUGGAAAAGUGACACAUGUUGAACCAUAGAGCCAGGAAAGAAACUCAAUGGGUCUAUUACAAUGGCACAUGCACUCUGGAUAUAUAUGAAUGUGUCAAGGUUGUUGGUAUACAAAUGUUCACCUUGUAUAUUUGUGUUGUGGUAAAAAUGUAUUGAACAAUUGACAGUUUUAUUCUUAGACCCAUGUACUGUAAACCGUUUGCAGUUCAUUUGAAUUGGAACUGUAUUUAAUCAUGGUAGGCUUCCCAUGUAACUUUGUGGUCAGUAUGUGCAUUGAAUAAACACUAGUGAGACAUUAUUUUUUCGUUUGUUUUUAACCAAAGCACCUUCAAGUUGUCAAUUUUAAAGAAAACUUAUCAGCAGAAACUAUUUUUAAACAAAUAUAGAAGGGUAAGCCUUGGAAACCUUAUCAAAUUGUGGCCAAAAUUUGACUUUCCUCCAAAUUACUCUGAAACAAGUUUUGAAUGAUAAAAGUAUUUCAUCCUUUUUGAGGCAUCUACAUCUGAAUUUUAAGGAAAAUUGAAAAUGAAAACAGUAAAAAAAGUUACAAGGGUAACACCUUGAAAUUUUGCAAAAGCCUUGCAAAACAAUUCAAUUACGGGCAAAAUCUAAUGUUUCUCCAAAUUACCCAGAAAGAACUUUUGAAUGAAGAGCAAUGUACAUUCUUUUUAUGGCAUGUGGAUCUCAGUUUUAUUGAAAAAUCAAAUUGCCAAAAUUUGAAAAAAUUACAAGGGGUUAGCCUUGCAAAAUAAUGAAAUUUUGGCCAAAAUUUAAUCUUUAUCCAGAUUACCCAGAAACAAAUUUUCAAAGAAAGGAAAUGUAUUUUCGGCCUUUUUAAAGUAUCUAUAUCUGGAUUUUCGUGAAAACUCAGAAUAGAAAAAUUUGAAAAACUUACAAAGGGUUAGCCUUGCAAAAUGAUUAAAUUUUUGGUCAAAAUUUAAUGUUUCUCACAAUUACUCAGAAGUUUGAAUGACAAUAAAGGUGUUUAUUUAUUUGAAAGUAUCUUGAUCUCGAUUUUAUUGAAAAUUCAAAAUGGAAGAAUUUGAAAAAAUAAUCAGGGGGUAGCCUUGCAAAAUAGUUACAUUUUGGCCAAAAUUUAAUGCUUCUCCAAAGUACUCAGAAGGACGCUUUGAAC
Acanthaster planci (crown-of-thorns starfish) is the source of this 2465-nucleotide messenger RNA. RefSeq names its product ufm1-specific protease 1-like. Gene Ontology annotation, molecular function: deUFMylase activity. Lineage: Eukaryota; Metazoa; Echinodermata; Asteroidea; Valvatida; Acanthasteridae. The record is from RefSeq and is a predicted model, not a curated record.